Messenger RNA from Oryctolagus cuniculus (rabbit), 1439 nucleotides. Lineage: Eukaryota; Metazoa; Chordata; Mammalia; Lagomorpha; Leporidae. The record is from RefSeq and is a predicted model, not a curated record.
GCUGGGGAGCGAUUAGGGAGCCGGGAAGGCGACCUGCGGCGGCCGUUUCGUCUGUCCCCUGGCUGCAAUAGUCUUAGCCCCGCGGUGGGACCCGCACAGGGGAACGUGGGCGCGGGACAGGAAGUGCACCAGGGGCACAGGGGAUGCCCUGGACCCCAGCGGGGGCGGGGGGCGGGAGCUCUCUCUGCGCCCCAGCCUGCUGCCUUGGAGCCUCGGCCCCCGCCGCACGCCUCUGGAGGGAGGGACGCGCAGAGAAGGGGCUUUGCUAAUUGGCAAAGCAGGAAGUGAGCACGAGGAAGAAGCGGUGGAAACGGAGACGGGGAGAAGGAGGAGGAGGUAGAGGAGGAGGAGGAGGUGGAGGUGGAGCAGGGGCGCGCAGAGCUGCCUAGCUUUGCUGGGAGCGCGUUGGAAGAGCAGGAUUUUACUGUGGUCCCGCUCUCCUCCCCAGUCCCGGAGGCCGCCCAGCCCGACUCGGGCGCUCGUCUGCCCCCAUCCUGCCCCCAUGGCUUCUCCGGACGACCCUCUGCGCGCAGAUCACAUGGCAAAGGAGCCAGUGGAAGAUACAGACCCUAGCACUUUAUCCUUUAACAUGUCAGACAAAUAUCCUAUUCAAGAUACGGGACUCCCUAAAGCUGAGGAGUGUGAUACAGUUACUUUGAACUGCCCACCAAAUUCUGAUGAGCAACAUCAGGGAGAAGAAAAUGGCUUUCCAGACAGUACUGGAGAUCCCCUUUCAGAUGUCAGCAAGGACAAGCCCUGUCAUGAAAACUGUACUUGUUCCUCCUGCUCACUUCGGGCUCCCACCAUAAGUGACUUGCUCAAUGAUCAGGACUUACUAGAUGUGAUCAGGAUAAAGCUGGAUCCAUGUCACCCAACAGUAAAAAACUGGAGGAAUUUUGCAAGCAAAUGGGGCAUGCCCUAUGAUGAAUUGUGUUUCCUGGAACAGAGGCCACAGAGCCCCACCUUGGAGUUCUUGCUCCGGAAUAGUCAGAGGACGGUGGGCCAGCUGAUGGAGCUCUGCAGGCUCUACCACAGGGCCGACGUGGAGAAGGUUCUGCGCAGGUGGGUAGAAGAGGAAUGGCCCAAGCGGGAGCGUGGAGACUACUCCAGGCACUUCUAGAUCCCUCUUCUUCCUUCAUUGGCCUCUCUGGACUUUGAAACAACCACAGGUCAAAGAGGAAUGUGAAUCUGUCCUUUUUGGAGUGUAGAAUAAUGAUAUGAAACUGUGGACAUUAGUUUUCCCCAAAGCUGGUGAUUUUGUGGAGGGGUAGAUUUUGUUUUGGUGGUGGAUAUUUGUUUCUUGGUUUUUGCACAUCUGUUUUAAUUUAAUAUUUGAAUCUGGAGUUGGGAAAGAAGUUUUUAAGUUCCUGUAGCAGCCAAAGCCUACAGUCAAAAUGGAUUCAUAUGAUGAUGAAAAUAAAAGUAUUAUCUCCCUUAAA